Dicentrarchus labrax (European seabass) is the source of this 2285-nucleotide messenger RNA. It is a transcript of the gene aldh3b1, whose product is annotated as aldehyde dehydrogenase 3 family, member B1. The record is from RefSeq and is a predicted model, not a curated record. Gene Ontology annotation, biological process: aldehyde metabolic process. Bases 161 to 1570 code for a protein of 469 amino acids. The transcript is spliced from 10 exons. Lineage: Eukaryota; Metazoa; Chordata; Actinopteri; Moronidae. Gene Ontology annotation, molecular function: aldehyde dehydrogenase (NAD+) activity. Gene Ontology annotation, cellular component: cytoplasm.
UGAACACAUUAAGAGUAACUGUCCGAGAUUUAACUCUGUUCUGUUUGCAAAAUACUAGUUCCCGCGGAUGAAUAUCAUAGCGUUAAAAGAGAGAUCCUGUGAACUGCAGAGAAAGUGAAUCCGCAAAUCUGAGCUCAUCGGGAAAUCACUGGGUGAAAGGAUGGACACCCAGAGUCAGGUUGUGGAGAGGUUGCGGACAGUGUUUAGUUCGGGCAUCACGAUACCAGAGCAGUUUCGUCGAACUCAGCUGACCAAGCUUAUGUCAAUGAUCAAAGAUAAUGAGGAAGAGAUUUUAAAUGCACUGCACAAAGACCUCGCGAAGCCAAAAUUUGAGGCCAUCCUGUCCGAGGUUGAUAUAGUGAUCAAUGAGCUGCACUACGCCAUCGCUAACUUCGCAAACUGGAUGAAGGCGGAGUAUGUCAGCAAAACUCUGGCCACAAGGCUAGAUGACUGUUUUAUACGGAGGGAGCCAUUAGGAGUUGUGUUAAUCAUUGGGCCGUGGAAUUAUCCCCUGCAACUCCUUUUGUUACCCUUGGUUGGAGCCAUUGCUGCAGGAAACUGUGUGGUCAUCAAGCCUUCAGAGGUCAGUGCUGCCACAGACCGUCUGAUAGCAGAACUCAUCCCCAAAUAUUUGUCUCAGGACUGUUAUGCUGUUGUUCGUGGUGGAGCAGAAGAGACCAAGGCACUUCUGCAGAAUCGCUUUGACCGAAUCUUCUACACAGGUUCACAGACUGUGGCACGCAGCAUCCUGCAGGCAGCCUCAGUCCACUUGACCCCAGUGACCUUGGAGCUGGGCGGGAAGUGUCCGUGCUUCAUAUACGGGCGGGUAAACAUCGCAGCCGCCGCUCGCCGCUUGGCGUGGGCCAAGUUUUUUAACGCCGGCCAGAGCUGCGUGGCCCCGGACUACGUGCUGUGCUCACCGGCCACCCGGGACGCCCUGCUGCCUGCACUGCGUGAGACCUUGGAGGAGUUCUACAGCAAGGAGCCUCAGACUUGUCCUGACCUCUCCCGCAUCGUGUCACCCCGACACUGGACUCGACUGAUGGAUCUACUCGGGAGGUCCAGUGGCAAGGUUGUCGUGGGAGGAGAGAGCAACCAGGAGGACAAGUACAUAGCUCCCACAGUGGUGGUGGAUGUGGCUGAAGACGAUGCGUUAAUGCAGGAGGAGAUUUUCGGCCCCAUCCUGCCCAUCCUCACUGUGGAGUCUCUGGAGAAAGGCAUCGAGUUGAUCAACCGCAAAGAGAAGCCACUGGCCCUCUAUGUGUUCUCCGACGAAUCUUCUGUGGUAAACACAGUGCUGGAAAAGACCAGCAGUGGAGGCUUCUGUUCUAAUGAUGGGAUCAUUUACAUGACCCUGCCAAGCCUGCCUUUUGGAGGUGUAGGGGCCAGUGGUUGGGGCAGUUACCACGGCCGCUGGGGCUUUGAGGAAUUUAGCCACCGGCGGGCCUGCAUGCUGCGCGGCUGGGCUUUAGAGAGACUCAACGGCCUGCGUUACCCACCUUACAGAGAAGAUAAACUGAGCUGGCUGCGCUGGACCACCUCCCCAAAGACCAGCUGCUCACUUAUGUGAUGACAGGCAAGGUGUGUGUGUGUGUGUGUGUGUGUGUGUGUGUGUGUGUGUGUGUGUGUGUGUGUGUGUGUGUGUGUGUGUGUGUGUGUGUGUGUGUGUGUGUGUGUGUGUGUGUGUGUGUGUGUUACUUUAUAUGCAGGAAAGUGAGUGAUUGGGGGAUUAAUCAUUCUUUUUUUUAUCUGUCAGGAAGGUUGUUUGUGUAUUUGUGUGUAUUAACAUACUGGUGGCUAGUGCACUGUUUUGUGUUUUGUGCACUUUUUAUCACACAGGUUGGUCUCGCAAAGCAGACUUCUAUAACACUGUGUAACAAUGUUGCUGUCACUAACUAUAAUGUAGUAUCCACUGUGUCUUUAGAUGAUAUUCUAUCCCCAUAUUUUCCUCAUUGAGUUCUUUGUUGGCACAUAUUUACUUUCAUGGUUCAAUUAUUCUGGUUAGCAGAACCCAGAUUAUACACAAGUGUUUUAUUUGAUUGAUAAAACAAUUAAAUCUGGCUCAGAUGUUAAUUGACAGGGAUCCUACGGCCUGCUUAUUGUUAUCCUCUUAUACUGAAAUCUUUAUUUGGUGAGAAUGGUGUAACUGUAUUUAAUAGCAUCAUUUGACUGUCACUGUAAAUCUUUUGUAAUGUUUUAAUCAGUUGGUUUCUUUUUUAAUGUUUUGCCUGUAUUUUAUUUUUUUCCCAUGAAAUAGUGUAAAUAAAUUUCAACUUUUACAUUUA